AAGACGAAGGCGGCAGCCCGUAAGUCGACGACGGAGCGCGUUCCCGUCAGGGUGUGUGGUGUUGUUUCGUGUAUUUGAACGGGUAUCACGCCAGAUCCGCGCUCAUUCGCAGAUUCGCAGCCAAGCAAGCCAGCCAGCCAGCCAGCCUGUCAGCCAGCCAGCAAGCAAGCAAGCAAGCACCUGUGUGCCACCUGCCACCUACCUCCCUGCCCUCCCCCUUGUCGAGUAACACGUACUCGUGCAGGACGGACGACCGGAUGAGACCGGAGCCAAGCAGAACAGAACAUCUAUCGGAUAGUUCCGCGCGCGCAUUUACGUGUUUGUGGUGGUGUGUCUGUGUGUCGUGCGUGUGCUGUUAGUGUGUCUCGUUGUAGUGGCCGUCGGUUAUCCCGUUGGUGUUUAGUACAGUACCAUACUACGUCCCAGCAGUGGGCUGCUUGCCUCUAAAGUGUGAAACCAGGCCGCCAAGCGACAGAGACUCUGGAAUUACCUCUGGAUUUAUCGGCCAGCAGCAGCCAGCAACAGGAGCAUCCGAAGCAACAACUCGCACCCACCACCGUUGCCGUUGCCGUCAUCGUGUUCCUCGAAAUCCUCCGAGGACCAGUUCUCCAGCGGAUCUCUAGACUGUUGUCCCCAGCGUAGCGCGUAGCCCAGCCCAGUAGAAGCAGCAGCAGCAGCAGCAGCUAGUAGCAAGUGUGUUACGUUCGUUCGCCGCGCACAAGCAAACCGCACAAAACCACACACAAAAUGGCCUUAAUUAUGAAAUACAUCGACAGUAUGCAUCACUACAUGGAUAAGUUCGGAGAUCCCCGGACGAAAGAUUGGCCCCUGAUGUCGUCGCCGCUCCCAACCCUAGCGCUAUGUUUAGGAUAUGUGUACUUAGUCAAAGUUCUGGGUCCUAGGCUAAUGGAAAACCGUAAACCCUUCCAGCUCAAAAAUACCCUCAUAGUGUACAACUUCGUCCAAGUCGUAUUCAGUGCCUGGCUGUUCUAUGAGUGUCUGAUGGGCGGAUGGUGGGAUACGUACAGUUUCCGCUGCCAGCCAGUCGAUCACAGUAACACCGGACAAGCGAUGAGAAUGGUGCAUGCCUGCUGGUGGUAUUACUUCUCAAAAUUCACCGAAUUCUUCGACACGUUCUUCUUUGUGCUGCGCAAAAAGAGUAGUCAAGUGUCUACAUUGCACGUCAUUCACCAUGGAUGUAUGCCAAUGUCGGUAUGGUUUGGUGUAAAGUUCACUCCAGGUGGUCACAGCACAUUCUUCGGCCUUUUGAACACGUUCGUACACAUAGUUAUGUAUACUUACUACUUGUUUACUGCCCUCGGACCGCAAUUCCAGAAGUACCUGUGGUGGAAGAAGUACCUCACCGGUCUACAGAUGGUCCAAUUUGUGCUGAUCAUGGUACACGCUUUCCAACUGUUGUUCAUCGAUUGCAACUAUCCGAAAGCCUUCGUCUGGUGGAUCGGUAUGCAUGCUGUGAUGUUCUUCUUCCUGUUCAACGAGUUCUACCAGAGCACAUACAAAGCCCAGAAGCUGAAGCGAGAAGCGGCCAACAAGAAGCGAGAAGCCGAUGCGCUGCUGCUGAAGCAACAGCAACAGCUAUCGAACGGUGCCACCCAUACGGCCAAUGGUUCUGCGACGUCGGUGGCGUCGGCGACGAACGGCAGCGUCAGCGUAGGCAAUGGUACCGGCAACAAGGCGGCCGAUUACUACGUGCGCGGUGAUCUGCCGGCCGAAAUCGAGCUGACGCACCGGUCGAACACCGCGGGUUCGGUUCAAUAAUGGCGCGCGCGCGAAAAACCGGCGUACUGUUGUUAUAAUUAAUGAUUAAUUUAUUUUAAAACAUCCCAACCCACAACCAAUUCGUGUCUACGAUUCCCGAUAGUACUACUACUACUACUAUUACUACUACCACAAACCACCAACACCGUAACAACCACACGACGAUCGUCGUCGGUCGUGCACGUGCAAUUCAACCCCCAAAACCCAUUCCGUGUGCUGCUACCGAGCGUGAUUGCUUCACCUUUUGUGUUGCCUGCUGGUCCCUUGCUCAUCUAAACUCAUGCUAAACUCCGCCGUUUGGGCGCAUUGGAGAGAGAGAGAGAACAUGAGCAUGAAUUAGGAAUGCACGCAACCGAUUAUCCCGGUUCCGGUUUCGGAAGGUCCUAUAGAUUCGCUACACUACCACUGGUUGUGGUCUGUUCCGGUUCGCGACGUUGGAUAAGCGUCGUAUUUGCGUACCAUUACACAUGUAAUGGUACCCAGGGUCCCGCUAACCGUAAUCGUCCAGUUUAGUGCGUGGAUAAGAAAGUAUCCGCUGGAUUUCGGUGUUUAUACAGUGAUGCUAUUUUGAUAUAGAAAAAAGAAGAUAAAAACUACACUAAUGAAGAGAAGAAGAAAAAAAACAAAACAAAACAAACAAAAAAAAGCAAGAACUGCUUGGGAGUGUGCAGCGAGUGUACAGAAAAAUCGAGAGAAAGAGAGAAAGAAAGAAUUAACAAAAUGCAAAUGCAAGAUGAUAAGGUGACAGUAGAAACUAUUAAGAAAGACGGAAAGAUGCGCAAGAUAUGCAAGAAACAAAUGUAUAGGAAUGUCGCGCAUGCAAAAGCAACGCAGUGCACGCGGGAACAGGGGAGAAAAGAAGAAAACAAUCAAAGAUUCACGACAACGGUUAGGAGAAGGAACGCGACGCGAAGUGGCGAUACGCGCUAAGACAAUGAGUAACGCAAGUGCGAAUAGACAGAGGGAAUUCAGGGCAACGCAAUCAGCGUGCGCGCUUACAUACAGCGUCGCCGUCCUGCUGCGAGCAGCGUUAAUAUCAAUAUCCGCACCGUUAGAGUGUAAGAGCCGAGGGGAACCACAAAGCGCCUCGCCUGUGAGGCGUGGUAUUCGUUGCUCCGCGGUGCGUUGUUGAUGGUGCUGGGCUUUACCCUUUCGAUGUGUCGUCUCGCCUUUAAGCAUUUUCCCUUUCCCAUCAUACCCCCCAACGCCACAUCUUGAGAAGAUGUGGCUCCUAGAGGAUAACCCCGUUUCCCACUCCUCGGUCCUUACUAUUCCUUCCUUUCCGCAAGAAGCUAGGCCCCAAGAAAAGGCGAGCGAGCAAUAGUGUGCUCGGAAGUGAGUGAAGGGUGUAUGUGUGUGCGUGUGUGCGUGUGUAUAUCUGUGUGUGUCCUAGUGUUAUAAGAGAGGAAGGGUUAAGCGACUCGCCAAUUCUAUUUUUCACCCCUACGUUUAAGGAAUGAUUUUUAUUUUUCUUCUUUUGGAAAGCAAUAAAAAGAGAGAAAAUACAUACACAUA
Anopheles darlingi is the source of this 3294-nucleotide messenger RNA. RefSeq names its product elongation of very long chain fatty acids protein AAEL008004. The coding region runs from base 748 to 1779 and encodes 343 amino acids. Gene Ontology annotation, cellular component: endoplasmic reticulum membrane. Gene Ontology annotation, biological process: sphingolipid biosynthetic process; very long-chain fatty acid biosynthetic process; fatty acid elongation, saturated fatty acid. Lineage: Eukaryota; Metazoa; Arthropoda; Insecta; Diptera; Culicidae. The record is from RefSeq and is a predicted model, not a curated record. Gene Ontology annotation, molecular function: fatty acid elongase activity. The transcript is spliced from 11 exons.